AUGGAGAAUUACACCCAACUUCGUGUGUUGGGGAAAGGUAGCUUUGGCUCCGCAUGGUUAGUGCAACGUCGAAGCGACCGCGUGAAGUUUGUAGCUAAAGAGGUGAGAUUAGCCGGUUUACGGCCUGCCGAACGGGACAGUGCCAAACGCGAGAUUGACCUUCUUCGUACUCUUCACCAUCCAAAUAUUACGCGAUAUGUGGACCAUUUUGAACACCGUGGUGCGUUGUAUAUUGUAAUGGAGUAUGCAGACGGUGGGGAUCUGUAUUCAGCAAUUAGAAAUCGCAGAGGCACGCGUUUCUCUGAAAAAGAGAUUUUACACUAUUUUUCACAGCUGUGUUUGGCUAUGCUGCAUUUGCAUGAAAAGCACAUUUUGCACCGUGACCUGAAAACGCAAAACGUUUUUCUGACGAGUGAUGGGGUUGUUAAAUUGGGUGACUUUGGUAUUAGUACCGUGUUACGCAACACAUUCGAACUGAAGCGGACAGUGUGCGGAACUCCGUAUUAUUUUUCGCCGGAGCUGUGCCUUAAUAAACCGUACAACAAUAAGAGUGAUGUAUGGGCCCUUGGCUGCAUUUUAUAUGAACUGACGACCCUGACGCAUGCUUUCGACGGAAACAAUAUGAAGGCCCUCGUACAGAAAAUUCUAAAGGGUAGCUACCCGCCUAUCCAUAGUAGUUAUUCGACUAGUUUGUCUAAGCUCAUAUCGUCAAUGCUUCAGAUUGAUCCCCAACGGCGUCCAAGUGUUAGCGAAAUUAUUUCAUCUCCAUACAUACGUGAGUCACUCUCAUUACUGCAACGAGUGGUCAAAGAUGCCCACAAUAAUAAAGGGCCAUGCCAACUAGCAGGUGACAAGGAGCGGGCAGCAGCUGGAUUUAAACAGCAGGAAAAGGCCCAGGAGGCCCCCAUGCGGGCUGAAGAACGCCGUAAAGAAGAACACGCAAAGGCAAUGCAUGCUGCAAAGGAGCGAUUACAACUCCGCAUGCAAGGUGAAGCUCGAAAUCGUGAAAAUGAAGAGAAGUUGCGGCAACUGAAGCUGGACCAACGCCAAGCGGAAGUGGAGCAGAAGAUAAGAAAACAAGAAUUGGAAGCCCGUGUGCGGGAGCAGCGAAAACUACUUGAAAAGCGAGCCAAAGCGCACGCACUGUUGGAGAAACAAAGGGAAGAGGAAUGGGAGCGCAACAUGAGGGAGCAUGCAGAGGAAGUUAGGCGAGGCCAAGGAGAGGAGGGUUGUGCACGUGACAACAGAGAAACAAACGCUCCUAACGAUAGACCGUGUAAUCGAUACGGUGAUGGUGGACGGCGGUCUCCAUUGAAAGUCCCACCUUCUCCAACAGCAGCAGCAGAGUUGUACCGUGAGAUGCGCCGCCAGGCAGCCCUGAAUAAGCAGCGCUUUAUGGAAGAGAUGAAAGUAGAGCAACCACCUCCUGCCGUUAGCGGGCAACCCAACGGGAAUGGGAAAUUACCACCGAAUAGGGGAGGGAACGCGUUGGGUAACCCUCUGGGGAAUGGCCAGCAGCCGCAACCGAUAUCACCACUAGACGAUAUGGAAGCACGCCGCAAGGCUUAUUGGGAUAUGCGGCGGGAGGCAGAAGAGAACAGGCGACGAGCACUGGCUUUAGAGGCAGGUCCAAGCGCUGUGCAGGUGGAACAACCCGAAGCGGCACCCCCUAAGGAAUCGGCAAUGCCACACAUAGUGAAAAAGCCUGCACCACAGCAACGGCCGCAAGCCAAUGAUAACAAACCAAAGGAUGUUUGCCCUUUGCUCUAUGCAAAGCGCACCGCCAACAAUGAGGGCCCGCCGUCGCCACAACUGGAGCCGAACACUCCCGCCAAUAGGGUUGGAGUCUACCCUGAAGUUAGUCGCGCAGAUUCUCCAGAUAGUGGGACGGAGGUGAAGAGAGACGAGGAUUAUAACGCACUCCAGACUCUUAUAGACAGGGCGCUGACAAAGAAGGGCGAUCGUGAGAGUGAUGAAGACUUCAAUGAUGAAGCGUUCGUGGACUCUGAUAUAUCACGUUUUGUGCUGGAUGGACGGACACUCGUGCUUCCGAAAGUGCAAGCCACAGAUCCAUUGAUGCACCGUAUCGAGUCUCUUCGCCUUUUCCUUGAGGGCGAACUUGGCGAGUCCAAACUCUUGGGAGCUUACCGGCAGAUGAAUGAUAUUAGUGCGGACGACGACGAAGCAAUGCAGCGUGUUCGGGAUGAACUUCCAGAAGCCCACCAUAAAUACAUCCCAAUCAUUGCCCAACUGAUUGUGUGCGAAGAUGCAUUUAAUCGUCAAAUGCUGCGGUAG
This is a messenger RNA of Trypanosoma brucei brucei TREU927, 2295 nucleotides long. Its product is annotated as protein kinase, putative. The record is from RefSeq and is a predicted model, not a curated record. Bases 1 to 2295 code for a protein of 764 amino acids. Lineage: Eukaryota; Euglenozoa; Kinetoplastea; Trypanosomatida; Trypanosomatidae. The transcript has a single exon. Gene Ontology annotation, molecular function: ATP binding; protein kinase activity. Gene Ontology annotation, biological process: protein phosphorylation.